AUGGAGAAAUAUCUAACAUUGGAUAAUCUUGAAGUAGGUCUAAAGUUUGCAGGUAUUAUUUCGUCUGGGUUGUUCGCUGGUGGAGCGAUUUAUUGCGGAGCUUCGCAACUGCCUGGUAUUCUGGCUAUGACAGAUAUGGACCAAGCUUUGAUGAAUUUUAGAUACUUCUGGCCACGAGUUAGACAAAUGGUAUGUACAAUGAAAUAUGUUGCAAUACUUUAAUAUUCCUAGUUUAGAUGUAUUAUACAGUUAGAUAUUUUUUGUUUGAAUGAGGCCUGUAGGCGCGUAGCUGUAGUGGUUGCUUGCCUCAUCAAUUGCUAUAUUUUGCAAUUUCUUAAUUGGCAAAUUAUUCAAGCUAGAGAAAGUUUGCUGUGCACAGUUUUCACAUGGGUUGAAAGUUGGAAAGAGAAUUUCUGUUGAAUUUGAAUGUUGAAGUUCUGUAGAAUUAAUUUGUGAUUUGUGAAUGCACGGUGAAUAACUGUGAUGAAUGUGAUACAAAAUCAUACAAGUAUAGGUACUUGUAUAAUUUGACCUUUGGUCGACACAAUUUAUUGAUAUUAUUAAACUUGAGUGGCAAUGUGUCCUGAUGUUCCCUACUUUAUUAUCAAUGUCACUCAAUCUAUCAAAUGCCAAAUUAUUUUACUCUGUCUUUAGAUGAUUUUACUUGUCAAGAGGAGAGUACUGCCACUUCCCAUGCAUCCUGUUAACCCUUAUGUAACCUUCGAUCAGGCCUAUAAAUAAAUAAGUAGGCCUGAUACAAACCUUAACAAAAGUCCAUGCUGUACAACCAUAUGUCGGUUGUAAAUCUGAUUGGUCUAUGAGACAAAAGAUUUUUUAAUCUGUCAUUUGAUUGGUGCUAAUUAGAUUAUACUAUUGUUGUUGAUAUAUUUUAUAGUGAUCACAACUAUAAUUAGAUUUGAUGUUUGUGAUGUUACUCUGAGUGUAUAUCCACACCGGGCGAGCUUGAAAAAUAUGCCCGGCCACGGUGGGAAUCGAACAUACGACCUUUGGAUACUAGCCCAAUGCUCUGCCAACUGAGCUACGCGGUCAGGACGGUUCGAGUAAGUGAUAUUUCGGAACAGAAUCUAGUUCCUUCGAUACCAAUGUAAUCUAGUAAUAUGAUUUUUUUUCUGUGAUGGUGUUGUGUACUCAGGUGUGAAUAUGAUGUUUGUGAUGUUACUCUGAGUAACAUGGGCUAGUAUUCCAAAGGUCGUAGGUUUGAUUCCAAACUCUGGAAUCCAAAGGUUGUAGGUUCGAUUCCAAACUCGAAUCCCAAACUCUGGACUAGUAUUCCAAAGGUCGUAGGUUCGAUUCCCACCGUGGCCGGGCAUAUUUUUCAAGCUCGCCCGGUGUGGAUAUACACUCAGAGUAACAUCACAAACAUCAUAUUCACACCUGAGUACACACCACCAUCACAGAAAAAAAAAUUAUAAUUAGAUUGUUGUUGUUAAAUUUCUCCUGCAACAUUUUGAUGGGAUACUAAAUAUAAACUUUGCUGUUAGUGGAAAGCAAUCGGAUUAAGGUUUGUGUCAGGCUAUUAUUUGUAAAAUAGAGCCUGAUACUCAGGUUACCCUUUACGUGGCAAUGCGUCCUGAUGUGCCAUAUUUGAUAUUUUAUUAUUUACUCUGUCUAACACCAGAUGAUUUUACUUUUUAAGGGACGAGCACUCUAACCAUUGUUAGAUAUUAGGGGAUAUAUGGGGUCCACUAGUCACAAUAGUGUGCACAACAAAAAAAUAUUGAAACACUGUACUGCAAAAUCAUAAUAACCUAAAUCACAGUGAACCACUGUUGCUGCACCGUACAGUAUAUUAUUAGCUCACCAUGUAUAUGUUAACCCAUAUUGAGUACUUACCAGUGCUCUCCCCUUGAUGAGUAAAAUUGUCUGGAGAUAGUAAAAUAAUAUAAUUGGGUGUAUACAUUGUGCAGGUGUAUGCAAUGCAACUUGAUGGGUUAAUUAACCUUUCAAUACAGGCACUCGCUUGUAAUUUGACCAAAUAAAAGUGAAUGUAAUAUUCUGAGAAUGUUGUCUUCUAGCUGGCUGUCUACCAGAAGCUAAUUGCAAAUCCUGCACACAGAUAAAUUUAACAAUUACACCAUGAUUAUACUGUACUCAUUUAUUCAACAUGGUACUAUUAAUUUAUAAUACUGCCAUUUCAGAUAUUUUCUCCCUGCAACACUGUUGCUUUACAAACAUUGUCUUGCAGGAAUUCAGCAGACUGCAACACUGCAUUGAAGUUUUUUUUACAGUAAUGCCACACAAGAAAUGGUCAUCACGACAAAUUCCAAUAUCCCCCUCCUGUCAGUUUGCAUUUUGCAAAUUAUACUUGCCUCAUGCUUUCAGUUACUGAAAUUUGUGUUGGAUAUUAAUUAGAUAUCAAAGAUAUUUCAUUAGGGGUGCACCGGAUUUGGAAUUUUCAAAUCUGGCCGGAACCGGAUUUGGACAAAAAUUCCGGCCGGAUUUGAGAUAAACCGGUAAUGGGGACAAUUGGGGAUAAAUCAGUAUUCAAAAUGACGGUUUAUGUUUUUUACUAUUUUUAGUUCGUGUCAGUUUAGAUUUUUGAUUGUGUUUAAACCUUUUUUAAACAUCUUUUUGUUACUAAUAAGGCCAAAAAAAAAAUAUGUGGGUUUCCGGUUUCCUCUUGUAAAAACUUAGGUAGGGUAGGUCGGUUUUAACUUUUUUUUUAAUUUUCCUAACAACCGGACGCCAUUUUGUUUAGUCAGUGCUUCCACAUCCAAACCACAGAAUAGGAAGUUAUACCAGAAGCGUAACUCGAGCAAAUAUUUGUCCGCGUUUUUACAAGCGAUUCGUCAUCAAUCACGCCAUCCUGGCUAGUACAACCGGCACUUUGUACCUACCAAAUCCUGAUAAAAACUUCCGGCUGUACUAGCCAGGAUGGCGUGGCCUGACGUGAGCGAGUUAAAAUUUUCGUGGAUAAGGGAAACGACUAGAGUUACGCUUCUGGUAUAACUUCCUAUUCUGUGUCCAAACAUAAAUUUCCGUAAUAUUGCCUCAAAUUUUCAUUUUCCACAAACGUUUUGCUCUAAGUGGAAACACUUAGAAGCGUGAUCCAAUAAAAAAGUUUACGGUCGGGAUUUCGACGUCCAAAAGCUAGGUAGGGUCGGGAAACCGGAAACCCACAUAUUUUUUUAUUUGGCCUAACUUAAUAUUUUAUAAUAAUAUAAGUGUUUUUUUAAACUUUAAAGCCGCCAAAUUGAUGGUUUAUCCCAUUCUUGGUGAACUUUUUAAGGUGAAAACAGCAAUUUAAAUCCGGCCGGAUUUUCUCCAAAUCCGGCCGGAUGCCGGAAAAAAUUCGUUAAAUCCGGCCGGAAUUCCGGCCGGAUUUGAAAUCCGGUGUACCCCUAUAUUUCAUACCAUGACUUGUAUUCAGACUUCUUAUAAUGGUACAGUAUACUGUACAAUUGAAAAUGCAAAAUGGUGUCCAAGUAUUUGCAAUAUAUAUAUUGAAACCUACACUUGAUAUGUAGUAAUUCCAUUCCGUCCUGAUGAUGACUAAAAUCUAGUCGAAACGUGAAAUAAAUUAUUUUGAAAAUGUUUACCGUUUUCAGAGUUACUAUUUUAAAGAUGGAUGCAGAUGUUCGGGUUUGUUUACAUUUUCAGCACGUCCUAUAUUGAUUUUCAUAAAAUAUGAUGUACUUAGUUAAUAUCUAACGUCGUUCUGGUUCCCUAUACUUUUCAAUGAAUAUUAGAUUGGAGUUUCAAUUUAGAAGAUGUUGAAACAACAUGAAAUUUGAGUAUUGUUUAUAUUGAAGGGUCCUCGCAUAGUACAUGCACAGAACAGACUUGACUCUGUCUUUACUGUCGAGUGUCGAUGCAAUGGAAGUGUUGAUAAAAUAUUGCACCAAUUCCUUUCCUCAAGUUGAUCAAUUCAUUUGAUAGAAAAUUGAUCAACUUCCUGUUUACUGGUAUGCUUGUUCCCAAUUGGUCAGUCAAUCAAUGAAACGUAAAGCCAUUGGUUGAUUCAAUCACACAGGAAGUUGAUCAAUUUUUCAACGAAUGAAUUGAUCAGUUCUAAGUAAUGAAUUGAUGCGAUAUUUUAUCAACACUUCCAUUGCAACGACAGUAAAUAAAAUACACAGUGCACUUUUCACAUGUGGAAAUUCAAAUGUACAUUCAAAUGUACACUCAAGGCCAAUUGAAAAACUAGUAGUUUCUCGUCCCUGCGCCCAUGCUUAUUUCCUGCCGCAUCCACUUUCCUUUUUUUAUUUUUUAUUCGCCAUUUUUCGGCCCUUUCGGAAGCUGUCAGAAACCUCCAAUUACCUUUCAGAACUUGUUUGGAACUGCUUGGAACCUUUUGCGCCAAUGUUGUUUUGGCAACAUAUUUUUAUAUUUGUUAAAUUGGUAUAAAUUUUGAGUAGAAAAAAAUCAAAUUUCUCGCGUUCUCCUUGUUUUUCAAAAUUCGGACGAGAAACUACUAUUUGUUUUUACUUGGCCCAAUUUCAUUCAUUUGCAAUGUGCAAUUUCAAAUGUACCUUCUUAAUUACAUUUAGCCUCGCUCGUCAUUAAUUGGAGGAGUUUCAGGUGUAGGAGCAUUCCUUGUAAGAAGAAAAUUGGAAGAUCUUCCAUGGUUAGUUGGUGGUCUGGGAAUGUUUUUCAAUGGUGGAUUUACUGUGAAGGUCGUUUAUCCUAAAUCCAUAGAACCACUCAUGGAUGCAGAUCUUCUCAAGAACAAUGGUAAUUAAGAUUAACAUUGUCUUUUGUGGGAAAGCUUUCAAUCAGUAAUUUUAAUGCGAUCUACAAUCUACAAUUUUCAAUCUACUUCAAUAUACGAUUACUAUUAACAUUUCUAUGGCGCAAAUUUACAUGUGGUUAUGAUGAAAUGCGCUACUCAUUAAGUAUUAAACUUAGCGUAGACCAUUUCAUCAAUACGACAAUUAUGAUAUUAAUAUUACUCUCUUAAGGUAAUUCCGCAGUUUUGCAUUGCGCACUUUUACUGCGCACAUCUUAUAACUUAUAAUUUCAUCCAUUAUACGUACCGUUUAAAAAAAAUCAUUUUGUGACAAUUUUAUUUUACUUCAAAACAUGUUUGGUUACAUUCGUGCAAAGAAUUACGUUAAAAUCAAUGUUUUCAAAAAAGGCAUACAAAUGAGUAGCUAGGGUUCCCUGUGUAUGUACUAUAUAAAUUUACUUGUCUUUCACGUUUUAAUGCCACAAUUCCCCCAAAAAGGUCGGUGACCCGCAUUUUACAUUUCAUAUCCGAAAUUAAAAGAAAAAUCAUUUCUGGAUCUUGAAAUAGAAUCCUUUACCAAUGCAUUUUCUCAAAGAAAGAUAUGUAAAGAAAUGUGCAAAAGACGUUUGUGGAUCAGAAUUGUACACGUUAGUAGUUUCAUUUCACUCAAAACACAAUAUUUUUUCAAAAAUAAUUUAUUAUUUACAAGAUAGGUUUACUAAAUAGUCUAGGACCUGUAUAUGAGUUUGUAUGCGUUUCAUUUAGCACAGGUAAUCUCAACUGUUUUAGGGUAAAAUGACCAUGGCGGUCAACAUGGCAUAUGUGCCAAAACCUGAAUCCGGGACGAAAGUCCUGAAAAUGACCCCGCCCUGAAACGGCAGUGUUGACAUAGCUCUAACUUCAGCAAACAAAAAGCGAUAGUCUUUCUGAAGUGCUUAUAGUGUUUAGAAGGGUUACUUUUAGGUGGUCAUUGGAAGAAAAAAUUUGUCUAAGUAAAUAUUUUACAAGAAAAUGACCAUGCACCACCCCAGGUAAAUUGCUAAUUAUGCAUAAAAUAACUAAUAUGCCUGGCAGAAAUGAAAUAUUCGUAUUUCCUAAAAAAAAUUAUCAUGGGGUGAAAAACUAUGCUUAAUUUAAUAUAAAUAUUGUUGAUAUCAUAAGGAUUGUCAUUGUUUUCUUUAAAUAUAAUACAUUUUAUUUCACUUACCCCCCACGAAAACACGAUUUCAGCCAUAUUUUGCCGUCUUGUUUGCUUUUUAUCGCCGAAUCUCGCAAAUAUCAUCCAGUUAUUGUACAUUUACAUAAUUAGAAAUGGCUGAAGAAGAUUUCAAAGAAGGUUUCAUCCACUUUAGAAACAGUGCAGUGUAUUUUAUCUUCGAUAUUGUGUCCUUCGAUACUUCGUCAAAUUGCCGCCAUUUUAAUGGCUCGCCGCUUCUCUGCCCGAUAAAUGCCACUUCUUCGUUUUCAUAUGUAUUUAGAUUACAUUAUCCAGGAGUACUUCAUUGUAGAAUAGUCCCAAUCCAAAAAUUGGAAAUAUUAUUUGUAUUUGGGGAGAAAAAACCUCCCAUAAUAGUUGUCCUGUCAGAAUUCAAAAGAAGUAAUUUAAUAGUCACGCGCAAGUUCGCGAAAACACCUCGUGGGUUACAUAACAGGGGGGUGAAUAUUUCACGAAGCGUUUGUUCUCCACCACAGGCCACGGCAUUCGGCAACCUAACUAAGUACAUUAUAUUUAUUGUAUAUUUGUGAUUAUGAUAAAAACAAUAAAUAUUUGCGUAUAUUUAUCAUCAAUUAUAAAAAUACAAAAAAAUAAUACAUUUAGUUAGGUUGCUGUGGUGGCGAACAAACGUUUCGUGAAAAUAUUCACCCCCCUGUUAUGUAAACCACGAGGUGUUUUCGCGAACUUGCGCGUGACUUUUAAAUUACUUCUUUUGAAUUCUGACAGGACAACUAUUAUGGGAGGUUUUUUCCUCCCAAAUACAAAUAAUAUUUCAAAUUUUUGGAUUGGGACUAUUCUACAAUGAAGUACUCCUGGAUAAUGUAAUCUAAAUACAUAUGAAAACGAAGAAGUGGCAUUUAUCGGGCAGAGAAGCGGCGAGCCAUUAAAAUGGCGGCAAUUUGAGGAAAUAUCGAAGGACACAAUAUCGAAGAUAAAAUACACUGCACUGUUUCUAAAAUGGAUGAAACCUUCUUUGAAAUCUCUUCAGCCAUUUAUGAUUAUGUAAAAGUACAAUAACUGGAUGAUAUUUGCGAGAUUCGGCGAUAAAAAGCAAACAAGACGGCAAAAUAUGGCUGAAAUCGUGUUUUCGUGGGGAGUAAGUGAAAUAAAAUGUAUUGUAUUUAAAGAAAACAAUGACAAUCCUUAUGAUAUCAACAAUAUUUAUAUUAAAUUAAGCAUUGUUUUUCACCCCAUGAUAAUAUUUUUUAGGAAAUAAGAAUAUUUAAUUUCUGCCAGGCAUAUUAGUGAUUUUAUGCAUAAUUAGCAAUUUACCUGGGUAUUUGCAUGGUCAAUUUCUUGUAAAAUAUUUACUUAGACAAAUUUUUCCUUCCAAUGACCACCCCUAAAAGCAACCCUUCUAAACACUAUAAGCACUUCAGAAAGACCAUCGCUUUUUGUUUUCUGAAGUUAGAGCUAUGUCGACACUGCCGUUUCAGGGCGGGGUCAUUUUCAGGACUUUCGUCCCGGAUUCAGGUUUUGGCACAUAUGCCAUGUUGACCGCCAUGGUCAUUUUACCCUAAAACAGUUGAGAUUAUCUGUGCUAAAUGAAACGCAUACAAACUCAUAUACAGGUCCUAGACUAAAAGCAAAAUCCGCGCUAAAAACGUCAAUAAAUAUCGGGCUGUUGUGAGUUUGCUGUUACUCGUAAUGAGCGUCAAGAUGGCGCCAUGUUGGGGUAAAGGUGGUAUAUUGUGAUUGUCAUAUCUUCAGUGGCGUGCUGGCAGGGGGGGCCGGGGGGCCAAGCCCCCCCCAGCUGGCAAUUCUUGGGGGGCGCAAAAAUGAAAAGGGGGCGCCGAAUUUUGAAAGUGGGUGGGAAAAAACGCAUUCGAAAAAAUAUAGUUACUUCCGCCAAGAAAAGAUGUGCUUAUAAACAGACUAAGCGCACAGACGACAAAGUCACACAUAUUAAAUUACAGACUAUUUUGUCUAACCGUAUUUGCUAAUUUGCUACCUCACAGCUCACACAAAAUCGUUCAUAGAGAAACAUGAUCAGUGAUCACAGGCAAUGUCUCAUUACCGGAAUAUUGGUCAGGUUUCGAAGUGAUCACGGGAAUUAUGCCCUUUUUUGCUGGUAUUAUGCACUUAUAUUAUGCCCCUUAUUAUGUAAAAUUGUGUACGCAAUUUGUUUGUUUGCGCAAGAAACAUCAUGAGUAAUGUAAGUAAUGAAAUAUGCUGAAACACGCCCUUUUGGCAGCCAGGCAAGGAAACCAUAAAAUGCAUAUGCGUGGGGUCCGUGUGUUAUUGUAUAAAAGAGCUGUAAGUUGUAAAUGUAUUCAGAACACUAGAUCAGUAGAAAAUAGAAUUGGGAGAAUAAAAGCUGGAAGUAGUUAGCAUUGCAUAAUUUAAGUACUAUUACUAAAUUCUAACCAAAUUGCAAAUUUCGACACGUUAUAAUCCGUUCCCUGACCAUCAGAUUUCUGUCAAAUCUUCCCCCAAAGUCCAGGAAAUGGCAUUUCAGAGACUCUAAAUUGAAAAAUUUUCCUGGGAGGCAUUCCCCCGGACCCCCCCUACACAAACCUCGCACCUGCGGCGCUCGGCUCGUGCCUUCGGCCCUCGUUUAUCAAGCGUAACAUUAUAAGGGCGCAUAUUGGUUGACAGCCCACUGCCCCUCCAGAGAAAUAGUACCCAGCACGCCACUGCAUAUCUUCUUAACGAGUUCGGUGACCCCGACUUUUUUGUGUGAUUUUACUUUAAGUAUAUCAUAAACUGCAUGCCUGGGAAGUUUCAGCACAUUCUCAUUUCGGGAACAAUUACUGCGGAAUUACCUUAAGUAUUAGACUUAGCGUAGAUCAUUUCAUCAAUACGACAAUUAUGAUAUUAAUAAUAAUUACUCUCUUAAUUGUAUUUAUCCUGACCUAACCUAUCCUGUCAAUUUCUCCUGUCGGGUGGAAACCAGAGCGCCCGGAGAUAACACACGGCUUUUGGCAGAGCGACGACUUUGUAGUUGUUCAGACUGGGCCCUAUAACCUUCAUGAUGCGAUAACUGAAGAUUUUUAGUCGUACCUGACUGCUACUCCAAUGAUUAUUGCCGCGUACUUGAGCUGGGACACAUUUUAGACUCAAGGUGUACUUAGUCAUUAAAAUGAAGUACAUAAAGUACAGUUUUCUGAAAGGUAUUAGUUCAGUAACAUAAAACCACGAGUUAGAACAAGAAGGACGACAACUGCAUACACAAGCAUUGGAAUCGACUCAUUCCUUAGGCUUAGUAUCAUCAGUCCAAUAAUUUUUCAUGCCAAGACAUGUCAGACAUGCCCAUAUAUUACCGGCUUAAUUGCGGUUUGAAUACGUUGGGUUUGGUAAAGUCAUAUGGUAGCAGAAAAAUGUAAAUACGCAAAUAGCGAGAGUUACGUGGAGUGUACCUACGAGGUACGUGGCUGAAAACAAGAACGUACCAGACCGUAAUAUUAGACAGGUUAAGAUACCCCGGUUUCGGUGUACGGGUAGCAUGAUUUUGGUUAGCAAUAUUUUCGUCGAUGUCUGUACCUUUACUCGUAAUUAAGGUGCACAUUUUUCGCAUUAUAUCAUUGUCUAUUGCAAGAAAACAGAAAAAGUAUGAUCGAAUUGGCCUUUCUCACAUUUUUGGGUGGCAUCCAAUUCUCGUUAACUAAUGCAGACAAUUAAAACAAUGUGAACAGCAAUUCCUCAAAAUAAACUAACCAUUUACAAAGCAAAUUUACCAUCAUUCGUCGAAAAAAAUAUAAAAAGUCGCUCUUAUGUGGACUUAUUUCGCAGACUUCGGCUGAAAUGCCACCCAAAAAUGGCGGCGUGAGAAAGGCUAAUUACAGGCAUCAGUAAAACAAGAUGACACUACUCGUACCCGUACACCGAAACCACGGUAUGUUAACCUCUCUAUUGGCAUACCUCCGGUACGUAAGUACGCAAAUUAUCGCACCCUGAACUAUCAUACCCUGAGUGACCAAAAUCCUACUCUGGGUAUACCUAUAUUUUCAGGGAUACAUCUUUUUAGGAGAUACAGUAACAAGUCACUACAGGUUUCUGUAUCUCAUACUGUCCUACAAAAUAUUGCUGCAUAUCUCAGAUGCAUAUUUUUAAAAGAAAUGCGAACAUUUUGAAAAUGAAUUGUGAUACCACAGCCGAUCGAGGGCUUUCAAAAUAAGCUGCUGGUCGCUGCAGCUCCGGCACGAAGUUCACUGCCACUUUUUUUACUACUUCAAAUAUCAAUUCUGUUUUCCUUCCUCACCUCGAAGCUUUCAAACAACAAAGUUGUUUUUCCUUAACCUGCGUAUCUAUUUUGUAGCCUGGUUAUUUUCGAAAACGACGUAGUAUUUCCUACCUCCUCCGCAGGCCCUUUCUCGGGCAAAUAUGCGGGCGGUUUGCGGGUGGUGCCGAAAUGCUCCCCAAGCGCCUGCGGAGGAGGUAGUAGUAUUUCGUAAAACUUGUAAGCUACAGUAUCUUGUUAAAGAAUGAAAGUAUAGUGAUACAUCAUAAUGUGGUUAUAGCUGGAUCUCAGUAGCCUGCUUGCAGAUAUCUAAUCAAUAUACGCGCUUAUGUCUAGUUAAUUUGGAGGACUUUAAGACUCCUUAUAGAACGCCAGGGCAGGAAAAAAGAAUUUUCUUCCUGCGAGCACAGCCUGGAGACAAAAAUUUCCUGCAGACCAACGGAGUAUUUUUGUGCUAAAUCUGCAUGUAUCUAAACAUAUAGUGUUUUAGCUGACUAUAUGGUUAGCAUAAACAUAUAAUUUUCUAGCUGAAAUUGAAGGAAUAAUGUCUGUCAACCAUAUGUUGUUGCGGCCCAUAGGUGGGCAUGGGUGUUAAAGGUUUCCUUCAAAUUUUCAAUAGAAAAUCUUCAUUCAAACGAACUUCCUGCAGCUGUUUAACAUUUUCUGCUAGCAGUGCUCGCGUGCUCGCCUAUUUUUUCCACCCCUGUAGAGACCGCUCCCCACAGUCAGAAAACUGCGGAUUGAUAGGGAUGCAACUACCUCAAAAAUACAUUGUCAAGGAGAACUUCGACAUUUCGAGAAAAGGCACUUCAUUGGGUCGGUCAGGAAGUUAGUUGGCUGUCCUACAACCUCCCGACGAAGAGCCUUCGCUCGAAACGUCGAAGUUUUCCUUGUAUUAGGUACUGGUCAUUAUUUAUGGCCGGGGGGGGGCUGAAGAGAAAAUGGGUGGGUAAACAAAAUUUUAUGGGUGGAAAUGGGUGGGUUGAAUAAAAAUUCACCAAGCCAAGGUGUGGGUAAAGUAAAAAUCAUUAAGUCGGAUAAUACUAAAAUAUUUGUGUUAUUUGUUUUAUUAAGAUCGAAUAAAUAUCAUUUACUUAUGUCAAUUUGCAAAGUAUUCCAUUUGAACCUGCCAUAACAGUCAUGAUAAAGUGACAGAAUUCAUACUUGUUGGCUCAUACUUUUUGUUCUCUCAAAAACUCAUAUAAGUCAAUCUAGCUUUUAAGUAAGUAAAUUGGCAAAAUUAAGUCAGGGUGGAUCUACGAUUUUUGAAUGAGCGCUGGGGUUGGGUGGAGAAAAAUUUUUUUUUGAAAGUUGGGUCACUAAAAAAUUUGGCCAAGAAAAUGUUUCUCCUCAGUGCCCCCCCCCCCGGCCAUAAAUAAUGACCGGCCCUUAUUCAUGUAGUUGCAUCCCUAUCCGAAGUUUUCAUAUUAUUGGCAGUACCUACACUGGCACAGACCGAUUAUACUCCCCACAGCCACCUACUCAAAAUAAUUCUGAAAGCCCUGCUAAACCCAGACUGCACUAACUAAACUAUUAUUUUAUCUUAUCUUUGCAGACGAUGCUCAUGUCAGAGGCAUGUUCCAGAAGUUCGCCGACUACCACGAUGUCCGUACAUAUAUUGGCACAGCAGCUUUCCUUGCCUAUACGUUGGCUUAUUUCAAGUCCACUUGCAAAUAAAUGACUACGAACUUUUGAUCUUCAUUAUAGGCUAGCCAAUAUAGGUGUUGAUAUUUAAUUAAAUUUCUUGAUAAGUAUAGCAUUGUAGUAACUAUCUCUUUAGGGUGUAUUAAUGGUGAUCCAUGUAUUAAAAUAUUCUAUGUCUGCAAUUAUAACUAUAAUAUUAAAUCAAAGUUUGUCAUGUCAAUUUCAACAUUUUGAGUGAAAGUCUUUGUACAGGAUAGAUAAUGAUCGCGUGUGUUCAGUGGGAUAUUAGUUGGACCGUCUAACUAAUUCGAGGGAGUCCAUAAUCACUGAACGCAUACAAGCGAUCAUUGCCUAUCCGACUUGAUCACAUCCACAAAUAAUUAUUUUUAUUAUAUGUUUUGUAUAACUCGUUAGUAUUCUCUAUAUCUUUUGUUGAAUGCUUCAUCGGUAUUCUCUAUAUAGAGAAUACUAAUACUUAACUCGAAGGGCUUAACUCGAAAGAUACCUACCCCACAUAAACUCACAGUAAUUGCUUGAAGCAUGCUAUGAGACAGUUUAUGGGAUAUAGACCGCUGAAAUACUGAGUUCUGAUCAGGGGCGCCGGAAGGACUGAAAAGCGGCGGGAGCAGAAUCUUGAACAGGGCACUCGAUCGCCUAAGGUGCGAAACCUCGUAGGGUAUCCAGGGGCAUCCUCCCCCGGGAAAUUUUAUAUCUGCGUCUCUGAAAUGCCAUUUCAUGCGUUUUGGGCAGAGUUUGACAUAAUUUUGAGAAUUAAUAAACGUCACGUAAAAUACACAAAACAGUGAAAGUUUUAAGUAUAUAUAUAUGGGUGGAAUAUUUUGGUAGCUGAUGAAGUCUCACAGUUUGCAGCCAAAUAUUUCUAUACAUUGUACACUAGAUCGGAUUUUUAAUAGAUUAUGAAUAAAUUAAGUAGAUUAUAACAUGCAGGUCACGAACCAUGUGCAAGGCACAACAGAAAGAGCCGAAAAUAUUGUUACAAUAGCAAGCUAACGCAAAUACAGUUCAUGCAGAUAUACUCGCACAAUAAUGUAGAGUAAACUAAAUUCAUGAUAUAUAAUAAGAUCAAGGAAUAAUAAACCGAUAAUAAGCGAUUGUAACACUGUACUAUAAAGAAACCGAUAACUCUAAUAUGUAAUCCUUGCUUCUUCAACGAAAAAAAAACUGAGUCAACUAACUACCACGGUUCAAUGCUUCUUAAUUAUUUAUAGUAGAGGCAAGGAAGUUAAAACAAACUAAAAACUGAACUGCUACUCCAAUGAUUAUUGCCGCGUACUUGAGCUGGGACACAUUUUAGACUCAAGGUGUACUUAGUCUUUAGAAUGAAGUACAUAAAGUACAGGUUUCUGAAAGGUAUUAAUUCAGUAACCUAAAACCACAAGCAUUGGAAUCGACUCAUUCCUUAGGCUUAGUAUCAUCAGUCCAAUAAUUUUUCAUGCCAAGACAUGUCAGACAUGCCCAUAUACCGGCUUAAUUACGGUUUGAAUACGUUGGGUUUGGCAAAGUCAUAUGGUAGCAGCAAAAUGUAAGUACGCAAAUAGCGAGAGUUACGUGGAGCGUACCUACGAGGUACGUGGCUGAAAACAAGGACGUACCAGACCGUAAUAUUAGAGAGGUUAAGAUACCCCGGUUUCGGUGUACGGGUAGCAUGAUUUUGGUUAGCAAUAUUUUCGUCGCUGUCUGUACCUUUACUCGUAAUUAAGGUGCACAUUUUUCGCAUUAUAUCAUUGUCUAUUGCAAGAAAACAGAAAAAGUAUGAUCGAAUUGGCCUUUCUCACGAUGACGAAUAUCCGCCAUUUUUGGGUGGCAUCCAAUUCUCGUUAACUAAUGCAGACAAUUAAAACAAUGUGAAAAGAAAUUCCUCAAAAUAAAGUAACCAUUUACAAAGCAAAUUUACCAUCAUUCGUCGAAAAAAAUAUAAAAAGUCGCUGUUAUGUGGACUUAUCUCGCAGACUUCGGCUGAAAAGCCACCCAAAAAUGGCGGCGUGAGAAAGGCUAAUUACAGGCAUCAGUAAAACAAGAUGACACUACUCGUACCCGUACACCGAAACCACGGUAUCUUAACCUCUCUAUUGGCAUACCUCCGGUACGUAAGUACGCAAAUUAUCGCACCCUGAACUAUCAUACCCUGAGUGACCAAAAUCCUACGUUGGGUAUACCUAUAUUUUCAGGGAUACAUCUUUUUAGGAGAUACAGUAACAACUCACUACAGGUUUCUGUAUCUCAUACUGUCCUACAAAAUAUUGCUGCAUAUCUCAGAUGCAUAUUUUUAAAAGAAAUUCACACAUUGAAUUUUUAAAGAAAUUCACAGAUCUGCGAACAUUUUGAAAAUGAAUUGUGAUACCACAGCCGAUCGAGGGCUUUCAAAAUAAGCUGGUGGUCGCUGCAGCUCCGGCACGAAGUUCUCUGCCACUUUUUUUACUACUUCAAAUAUCAAUUCUGUUUUCCUUCCUUACCUCGAAGCUUUCAAACAACAAAGUUGUUUUUCCUUAACCUGCGUAUCUAUUUUGUAGCCUGGUUAUUUUCGAAAACGACGUAGUAUUUCCUACCUCCUCCGCAGGCCCUUUCUCGGGAAAAUUUGCGGGCGGUUUGCGGGUGGUGCCGAAAUGCUCCCCAAGCGCCUGCGGAGGAGGUAGUAGUAUUUCGUAAAACUUGUAAGCUAUAGUAUCUUGUUAAAGAAUGAAAGUAUAGUGAUACAUUAUAAUGUGAUUAUAGCUGGAUCUCAGUAGCCUGCUUGCAGAUAUCUAAUCAAUAUACGCGCUUAUGUCUAGUUAAUUUGGAGGACUUUAAGACUCCUUAUAGAACGCCAGGGCAGGAAAAAAGAAUUUUCUUCCUGCGAGCACAGCCUGGAGACAAAAAUUUCCUGCAGACCAACGGAGUAUUUUUGUGCUAAAUCUGCAUGUACAUAAACAUAUAGUGUUUUAGCUGACUAUAUGGUUAGCAUAAACAUAUAAUUUUCUAGCUGAAAUUGAAGGAAUAAUGUCUGUCAACCAUAUGUUGUUGCGGCCCAUAGGUGGGCAUGGGUGUUAAAGGUUUCCUUCAAAUUUUCAAUGGAAAAUCUUCAUUCAAACGAACUUCCUGCAGCUGUUUAACAUUUUCUGCUAGCAGUGCUCGCCUAUUUUUUCCACCCCUGUAGAGACCGCUCCCCACAGCCAGAAAACUGCGGAUUGAUAGGGAUGCAACUACCUCAAAAAUACAUUGUCAAGGAGAACUUCGACAUUUCGAGAAAAGGCACUUCGUUGGGUCGGUCAGGAAGUUAGUUGGCUGUCCUACAACCUCCCGACGAAGUGCCUUCGCUCGAAAUGUCGAAGUUUUCCUUGUAUUAGGUACUGGUCAUUAUUUAUGGACGGGGGGCCUGAAGAGAAAAUGGGUGGGUAAACAAAAUUUUAUGGGUGGAAAUGGGUGGGUUGAAUAAAAAUUCACCAAGCCAAGGUGUGGGUAAAGUAAAAAUCAUUAAGUCGGAUAAUACUAAAAUAUUUGUAUUAUUUGUUUUAUUAAGAUCGAAUAAAUAUCAUUUACUUAUGUCAAUUUGCAAAGUAUUCCAUUUGAACCUGCCAUAACAGUCAUGAUAAAGUGACAGAAUUCAUACUUGUUGACUCAUACUUUUUGUUCUCUCAAAAACUCAUAUAAGUCAAUCUAGCUUUUAAGUAAGUAAAUUGGCAAAAUUAAGUCAGGGUGGAUCUACGAUUUUUGAAUGAGUGCUGGGGUUGGGUGGAGAAAAAUUUUUUUUUGAAAGUUGGGUCACUAAAAAAUUUGGCCAAGAAAAUGUUUCUCCUCAGUGCCCCCCCCCCCGGCCAUAAAUAAUGACCGGCCCUUAUUCAUGUAGUUGCAUCCCUAUCCGAAGUUUUCAUAUUAUUGGCAGCACCUACACUGGCACAGACCGAUUAUACUCCCCACAGCCACCUACUCAAAAUAAUUCUGAAAGCCCUGCUAAACCCAGACUACACUAACUAAACUAUUAUUUUAUCUUAUCUUUGCAGACGAUGCUUAUGUCAGAGGCAUGUUCCAGAAGUUCGCCGACUACCACGAUGUCCGUACAUAUAUUGGCACAGCAGCUUUCCUUGCCUAUACGUUGGCUUAUUUCAAGUCCACUUGCAAAUAA
Molecule: messenger RNA, 15850 nt
Organism: Paramuricea clavata
Lineage: Eukaryota; Metazoa; Cnidaria; Anthozoa; Malacalcyonacea; Plexauridae
Source: the annotation of a GenBank genome assembly